UUCCGGGUCAAAACGAAAGUGGGCGUGUUUUACGGUAGUUACGCGCGGGGGGGGGGGGCAAGAAGUCUCCGAUUUACUGACGACGUUUGCUCGCUUAAAUUCUAACCCUGAAGUAGUCUGGGAGUCACUUUCGUUAUUAUCUGACUAAAUAGUGCACGUCAGUACAAAAACCUGGACGAAAGAAAUCUCAUCUGGUUUAUAUUCCCCGACGUUUGAGCACCUGCUAACUGUUUAGCCUAGUGGGUUUUGAGGGAAGUUAAUUGGGUGAAACGAUCGGCGCCUUUUUCUGCAUCAAGUCGCGUAAUUGCCAGGAAAAAAAAAAAACAGACGAGGAUCGUGGGAGAUCUGGAGCCUGUCCCAGCUAUCUACGAGCAGGCAGCGGGCUACACCCUGAACUGAUCUUGCUCAGACCCACCGAUUUGAAAGUGACACAUGAUUGAGAGUUUGAGCAAAUAAAACUGCCACAAUGCCCUCCGUCCUUGGACUUCCGACACGAAACUCGAAUGUUACAAUCCUAAUUACCAGGAUUUCCUCAAAUCCUAAUUGUCGUCUCAUAGAAUUCCAAGCCAAUUUUGCCCAGGCAAGGGCAGUGGAUUAUCAGUCCCUGGAAAAAAACAUUCAGUCUUCUGCAAAUGUAUUUCCGGAGUUUGAAGGAAAUCCUGGCGACUUGUGUUUGGUUCAGGUCGUUGGCACAUGGUAUAGGGCCCGGAUAGUCACAAGAAAUGGCUCCAACUACAAAGUCUUCCUCAUUGACAAAGGGAUCCUACAUUGCACCACCACAAAGUUAAUGGCUUUUGGUAAGAGGGAGCACUUCCGCCUGUCACCUGCAGUGGAGUCAUGUGUGCUUGCCAAUGUAUUGCCAUUGUCUCAUGAAAAUAGAUGGUCUCCACCUGCACUUGAAUUACUGCAGUCUUUUAGAGGACAGAUUGUAAAGGCGUCUGUGAAAGAUGUACUAGUACAUGAAAGAAAGGUUCUUCUGGAGAUCCCUUGCAUAUCCAGACAAAUGUAUGAAAUGAGAUUAGCAAAGGAAAUGGAACCAAGUGUGUUUCUGGACUUUUUUCUCAAGUCAACAGAGCCUAAAACUGAAGAUGAAAAAUUUUAUCAGACCUCCAUGGAUGAAGUUAAACAAUUACACAAGGAGUUCUAUAUGUAUCCAGAGGUGACACCAGGAACUGUGGAGACUAUUGUAGUGACAGAAGUUGCCAAUCCACAGAGAGUUUUCUGUCAGUUGAAUGUUUUUUCUCAAGCGUUAAAUAAACUCUCAGACCAAAUCACACAGUGCUAUAGGAGCACACUGGACAAUUGGAUUGUGGAUCCUGAAAUGGUAGGAUAUCCUUGUGCUGCAAGGGGAAAUGAUGGAAAUUGGUACCGCUCUGUUGUACAACAAGUAUUUCCAGUAGACCAGCUGGUGGAAGUGCUCAAUGUUGACUACGGCAAAAAACAAUUAGUUCAAAUGGCAAAUGUAAGACCGCUGGCUCCAGAGUUCUUCAAAAUGCCUAUUGUGACCUAUAUAUGUUCACUCCAUGGAAUUAUUGACAGAGUUGGAUGGACAAGUACUCAGAUUACAUAUCUCAAGUCCCUACUCUUGUACAAGAAACUAAUCGCCAAAUUUCAGUACCAAAGUAUUUCAGAGGGUGUUUACUAUGUUACACUCUAUGGUGAUAAAAAUAAAAACCUCAACACUAUGUUUUGCUCUCAGCAGAACGCUCUGCACGAGAAUGAAAAAACACUUGAUUAUGAUGUUGGAAACAUGGAAUACAGCAGCCAGCAUUCCUCACCAGGACAAAAGGCUACCAGGAAGAUGUUGUGUUCAUCUGGCCUUGCUGAAAGGACUGAGAUUGAAAGAACAUCCAAAAUCUCAACCCAACUUUCAGAAACUGGAUUGUUGGGUAUUUGGAGAGAAACAGAGGUUUCUUUUCCAACCCAGAAUAACAUUCUUCCCUCCAACAAAGAGUUACAAUUUGGAAAGUUCAAGGAACAUACGUUUCCUAUUGGUACUGUCCUUGAUGUCACGGUGUCUUGCACUGAGAGCCCAAAUGAGUUUUGGUGCCAAUAUGCAAAAAAUUCUUGGCAGCUGAAAUUGCUAAUGUAUGACAUACAAGCACACUAUGUGGGCAGUAUUUAUGAGCCCCUCACAGAAGACGUUUGUGUUGUUCGCAGCCCUGACAAUGGAUUUUGGUACCGGGCUCGUGUAAUUCACAAACCCGAAAUGACUCAUGUGACUGUUCUUUUUGUGGACUACGGCCAUACAAAGACAGUCCCUCUCCAUGCCGUGAGGAUGAUCGAUCCUGAAUUUCUUAAUCUGCACAGUCAAGCAUUUCGAUGCAGUCUAUUCCACCCUCCAAAAUUCAUGUCGGGUGUAAAUGAUUGGAGUGAUGAGGAAAAAGAAAAGUUCAACAGAUUUGUGGAAACUGCUGCCUCGAACUCUGUCACAUUAAAGUGCACCAUAUAUACAGUAACAUACAAUAAACAGAAAAUGGUAUUGAACAUUGUGGACUUGGAAACCCCCUUUGAGAGCAUCUCUGAAAGUAUUGCCACUCCAGCCCAAAUUGCACCUGACAAUACAGUCCCGAGACCAUCUUUCUGCCUGGACACAUAUUAUUACUCAACACACAAUAUCAAAAUUGGAAUUGAAGAACAAGUUAAAGUUACAUGUGUAAACCGUGUCAGUGAGUUCUACUGCCAACUUGAGAGGAAUGCUGAUGUUCUGAAGGACCUUAAUGUGAAGUCCAAUAAUCUUUGCCAUAAGCUUGGCAUGAUGAAGCCCCCCAAAGUAUUUGGAAAAUUGUGCUUUGCAAAGUACAUUGAUGGGCUGUGGUACAGGGCACAAAUCAAGGCCACUGAGCCAUCAAUCCAGGUUCACUUUGUUGAUUAUGGCGAUAUAGCUGAAGUGGACAAAUCAGACUUGCUUCCAAUGCCCAAAGAAGCCAAUGACAUAAUGUCUAUACCUGUACAGGCAGUAGUUUGCUGUCUCUCUGAUGUCCCAAAAGAUGUUCCUAGUAAAGUGAACAACUGGUUUAAAAAAUCUGUGGCAGAUUAUAAAUUCCAAGCAGUAGUUGUAGCCAAAGAACCCAGUGGGAAUCUAAAGGUUAAACUUUAUCACAAAAACACUCAAAUCAAUUCAAUGAUGAGAAAAAUCUUUCAGCUAGAGGGAAAGACUGAGAAUCAAAUACUCUCCCGGCAUCAGAAAGCUCUUGAGACUCCUUACAAAAAUAAGAUAAAACAGGCAAUAUCUGUUUCUACUCAAAUCAUCCCCCCCAAAACAAAACCAGCACGUGAAUUAAGACAAGCUACACAAUCAAGACAAAAUUUGAAGGAUCAGAGGGUUAAAACCUCACAAGAACUGUACCAACCACCGCACAAAAGGCAACCUCAGCAUAAGCACAAUUGUAAUAGUGAAACAAAAGAAAAUCUCACAGUCAUAAACAACUCAAAGUUAGAUUCUAAGUCACCUGUGGAAGAGUCUGACAAUGUGCUUCGCCAAGCAAAAUAUCAAAAGUGUCCUAAACGUGAAGACUUGCCCAAAAAUAUAAUCACAUUGGGUAUGGAAGCAGCUGUUUAUGUUUCACAUUACAACAGCCCAUCAAGCGUCUAUAUACAAUUUGUCAGAAAAGGGGAUGAAAUAUUCUCCUUAGUUAACAAGCUUAAUUACCCAUUAUCCCCCCCCAAAGUUGGCAUUAGUGAAGUAGAUGCAGGUGACCUCAUUGAAGCUGAGUUUGCUGAUGAUUCCUUAUGGUACCGAGCACAGAGUACUGAUUUUGGCAACAUAGUCCAGUUACCAGUUUCCAAAGUAGCCAAACUCAGUCAAACCUUUGUGGAGUUGCCAAGGUACAGCACGCACUGUAUGUUAAGUGAAGCUGAAUCUUUUGAGGUGCUUGAUGCAGAAUUGGUGUCAACUUUAAAAAGAGAGAAUGGCUCAAAUGCAGAGAAAAUGCUAAAAUGUCAAUUUGUGCAGAAGUCUGAGGUAGUGUGGCAAGUCACUCUUGAGGAUAAUGGUGACUCCGUCACAUGUAAAACACCAGAAAAAUCUCCUGAAACUCCAUCUGACAAUGAACAUAAAGUGGAAACAAGUGUGCAAAACAUAGAAACAUCACUGGAUUUUUGUUCUCCCGAUUACAACCAUAUGCAAUGUAUAGAGGGACAAUAUCUAGAUGUUUAUGUCUCAGCUAGAAAUGACGUUGAUAAAUUCUGGUGUCAGGCUGCUGACUCAAAUCGACUGGAUAAGAUAUCCAAAAAUCUCUUGGAAAUCAGAAAAGAAGCAUAUAAUACACACAUAAGCAAGAGGAGUGUUACUUUAGCUGGUAGUCCAUGCAUCGGCUUUUGUACAGAGGAUCAGCUAUGGUACCGUGCUGAAAUAUUGACUAAAGAUGGGGAUGAGCUGUCAAUUCUAUUUGUAGACGAUGACAACAAAGCAGUUGUUACUGUUACAAAUGUGAGGGAACUACCCAGUCACCUGUUAGAAACUGCAACGCAGGCAUUUUUGUGUAUGGCUGAAGAUUUUGAGUUACAUGGCUGUUGGGGUCACAGUGCUGUCGAAGAAUUGGCUUCAAUUGCAGAAGACAAAGUAUUUCAACUAACUGUCACCAACCCAUUUAAAGAAGAUGGAAAGAACAUGUACCUUGUCCAGCUGGAAGGUGAAGGCCAGAAUUUAAAUGACAUUCUGAAAAGGUGGUGGAUGACUUCCACAAUUGGAAACAAACCAGAUGUCCCACUGUGCAUGAUGGAUGAAAAACAAGGCCCAAUUGAUGGUACUGCGAAAGAGAGAGAAAACAAACCUUCUGAGAGUGAAGAGAUCAGAAUUCCUACUCCUGGUGCUCACACUGGAAGAGGUCAUAAUGAUGCUGACUUACACUCUGUGGUAACAAUUACGCCAAAGAACAUUCAAAGCCCUGUGGAUUGUCUUCACGGUUCAAUUCUUUUUACUGAUUCCCCUCAAGUAGAGAAGCAUUUGUCUGAAAACCGGGGCCAAAGUGAAACAAAUGAAGGGGUAAACAAAGCCCCCAGUGUUUCGAUUCAUGAAAUGAAGAUCACACAGAUUGAAAGUGGAAUAAAAGAAAAUAUGUUCCCCUUUAAAAAUAUGGACUCAAAUGUGACAGAGAUUGACAAAAACAUUGAGGAAGCUGCCUCUGUGGACACAGCUUUCCAAGAUGAGAUAAAAUCUCCACCAGACAACCUUCAGAAGCCCAUAGAUGAGUGUGGGAUUCCAUUGUCCCCCAUUAAAUUGGUGGAUAUCCGCAACAAGAGCGCCUGGGAUGAAGUUAGGACCUAUUCUGAUGAUCCAAAAGUUGCUACUGAUGACAACCAGGCUGCAAUUUCAAAUCCACAUAUGACUGAGACAAACAUCGCUUAUGAUGCUGUCAUGAACUACGUUGUUCCUCCUACGUUGUUCUUCAUGAAACAGUUGCUGAUGGGUUCAAGUGAAUCAGUGUUGCCUUUCCUUGUGCCUGUUAUGCAGAAGUUACAUGAUCCAAAUGAGCAGAGUGAUGCCAUAAUGGCUGCAAGCAAGCACUGUCAUGUCACUGUGACUGUAGAGGAAAUGGUAAAUUGCAUCAGUUUCCGCAUGUGGCGCCAAAUAAACUGCUGCAUCAUUUUUGGCCUUUUACUGGGGGAGUCAUUGAUCAAAAGGAAGAAGGAACAAACAUCGGGGAAUACAAGGAUUCCGGAGAUGAGGUGCAUGCAAGCAUAUUCCCCUCUAAUGAUGAUGACUGUAUUUGUGAUAUGCUGUCAGACCUACUUCAGCGGUUUCUGGUCAUCAGUGAUAGCUCAGCUGACACCAACCCAGAGGAAUGACUGGACACACCGUUAAAUUGGAUGUGGCUUACGUUUAAAGGGUCUGCCCUUAAAUAUUUUCAAGUUUUCGUGGUGUUUGGGUUGUGAGUUAAAUGUGUGCUUUUGAGUUAUGGGGUUACAAUAAAUGGUAUUCAAUCA
Syngnathoides biaculeatus (alligator pipefish) is the source of this 5928-nucleotide messenger RNA. RefSeq names its product tudor domain containing 6 (gene tdrd6a). Bases 467 to 5806 code for a protein of 1779 amino acids. The transcript has 11 exons. The record is from RefSeq and is a predicted model, not a curated record. NCBI's taxonomy places the organism in Eukaryota, Metazoa, Chordata, Actinopteri, Syngnathiformes, Syngnathidae.